Messenger RNA from Anopheles stephensi (Asian malaria mosquito), 8098 nucleotides. RefSeq names its product SH3 and multiple ankyrin repeat domains protein 3 (gene Prosap). Gene Ontology annotation, cellular component: dendritic spine; postsynaptic density; postsynaptic membrane. The coding region runs from base 553 to 5346 and encodes 1597 amino acids. The transcript has 15 exons. Gene Ontology annotation, molecular function: synaptic receptor adaptor activity; ionotropic glutamate receptor binding. The record is from RefSeq and is a predicted model, not a curated record. NCBI's taxonomy places the organism in Eukaryota, Metazoa, Arthropoda, Insecta, Diptera, Culicidae.
AUUAGUUCUCUCGAGGAGUUCGAAUGGUAAGCAGUUGCGUGUGUACGUGUGUACGUUCCAUUUCGUGUAGUAAGUGUAUUGUGCAAAAAGUGUUUCCAAAUUGUUCUGAAGAAGUUUUAAUGUGUGAAAAGUGAGAUUUUCCGUAUACCGAAACGCGGACGUCAACAGUGCAGUGUGCUUUCUUUGAUUGAAAAAGGAUUAAUGUGCACUGUUGGCGUGCCAGCCAACUUACAAAGCAGCCCAGUUCCGGCAAUCGAUUAAUUUCUGCAGAGAAAGGAUAAUAAGCACGAGCGAGAGAGGCAGCGAGCGAGAACGAGAGAGAGAGAGAAAAAAACGAUAGAAAAGUAUUAUUCCGGAAGGUAUAGCAAUAUUUAUUGAUGAUCGGCUUGUAGCUAAAGCUGCUGUAGUAACUUUUUGGAUGCCGUAGGAAGCACCGAAGGAACGAUGAAAUAAACACGAGGACAUAUUUCUUUCGCGAGAAAGGUAAACCAAUCGUUAGCGUCCUAGCGCUCUUCUGCUGAGCGCUUUCUUAUCACGACGUCAGCCUCAAAAAUGGACACAAUGACAUUUGACGACGAGCCACCGCCUGAACCGCGGGAAGGCUGGCUGCUCGUCCGCGUAUUCGUUCCCGAGCUGAAUGUCCACAAGAGUCUUCAGUUUCCAUCGGAUAAGAUCGUCUGGGAUGUGAAGCAACAGUGUCUCGCCUCGUUGCCGAAGGUGGCCUAUUGGUUUUGGGAGCUGAAAGAAAGCUUCAACUAUGGGCUAUUCUCUCCGCCAUCAAACGGUAAAGCCGGUAAAUUCCUCGAUGAAGAACGACGAUUAGGCGACUACCCAUUCAAUGGACCGGUGGGCUAUUUGGAGCUCAAGUACAAGCGGCGCGUCUACAAGAUGCUCAAUCUAGACGAGCGUCAGUUGAAAGCGUUGCACACCCGUGCCAAUUUGCGGCGCUUCAUCGAGUGCAUCAAUAGCGGCCAGGUGGAAAAAAUCGCCAAGAUGUGUGCCAAAGGUUUGGAUCCCAACUUCCACUGUCAGGAAACGGGUGAAACGCCGCUUACCAUUGCUACCGGUUCGAAAAAACCGAACAAGCUGCUAAUCGCGCUCGUAAACGGUGGAGCGCUGCUGGACUAUCGGACCCGAGACGGCGCCACCGCACUGCAUCGCGCCGUCGAACGCGACAGUCUGGAAGCAGUAAGCACGCUGUUGGAACUGGGAGCAUCACCAAAUUAUCGCGAUACGAAGGGCCUAACACCUGUAUACUUGUCCGUAACACGGAAAACAGAUCCCAAAAUCAGUGAAGUGCUCUUGCACGAUCAUGCCACACUGGGCAUUCAGGACAGUCAAGGCUGGCAGGAAGUGCAUCAGGCUUGUCGGAACGGGUUAGUUCAUCAUUUAGAGCAUUUAUUGUUCUACGGUGCGGAUAUGGAUGGUCAAAACGCUUCCGGCAAUACGCCGCUGCAUGUUUGCGCUGUUAACAAUCAGGAGGCUUGUGCUAGAAUGCUACUCUUUCGUGGUGCCAACAGAGGCGCACUAAACUAUGCCAACCAGACACCGUACCAGGUCGCCGUUAUUGCCGGUAAUCUCGAGUUGGCUGAAAUGAUUCAAAACUAUAAAAACGAGGAUAUUGUCCCAUUCCGUGGACCACCACGGUACAAUCCUAGGCGUCGUUCUGGGUUAGGCUGGGGAUCGACUCUAUCCCGCAUAUAUGGUGGACCACCGUCCCCCUGCCCGUCCGAGCAUCCGUUCAGUUCCGCUAGCUCCAGCCUGUCCGAAGGUUCCAGCCACCGAAGCCAUGAAGAUGACAUCAGCAUAGUAACAGAUAAAAGUCUGGGCGACACAAGUGAUAUCAUCAGCGACUCGUCCGGCGUGGGAACGAAUUCGGACAGCGCCGCAUGUUCGAUUGGCCAUCCAAGCACAACGGUCGUCUGCAUGGAAGGUUACGAUACGGGACUUUCCGGCCACAUUCAUAUACAGCCGGGCGAUGUAAUUGAGGUGGUUGGUUCGACCGACUGUGGCCUACUGGAAGGGUUCGUACGUGGUACAAAUAAGACGGGUUUCUUUCCGGCCAGCUGUGUGCAAGAGGUGCAGUUCCGUCAGAAGAGUAUUAUAAACGUCUCCACCUCGACCCCUCACCAUCACUAUCUGAUAAACACGAGUAGCAACGAAAUAGUCAGCCACGAUCUACAGCAGCAAUUGCAGCAGCAGCAGCAGCAGCAGCAGCAACAGCACCAUCAACUGCAGCAGCAGCAGCAUCAGCAUCUGCAACAACAACAGCCAUCCUCCCUAGACCAGCAACAACAUCCCCAACAGCAAUAUAGCAGCCAAACAGCACCCAGGGUGAAGAAAUCAAUCAUUGGAGAGCCACGAACGGUGGUGCUACAUCGUGCCAAGCGUGGCUUCGGCUUCAUUCUCCGUGGAGCUAAAGCUUCUUCACCGUUGAUGCAACUCAAACCAUCGCCCCGGUGUCCCGCGUUGCAAUAUCUGGAUGACGUAGAUCCCGGAGGUGUGGCGGACAUGGCUGGCUUAAAACCGGGAGACUUUUUGCUAGCCAUAAACAGCGAAGAUGUGACCUGUGCGUCGCAUGAGCAUGUGGUCGAUUUGAUACGUAAUUCCGGUUCGCUGGUAUCUAUGACGGUAGUAACGCUUUCACAAAACCUUAUAAAUUCCAUGAUGCUUGAAUCGUCCGAGAUCGGAAGCCAACACUCGUCCGGUUCGGGGAUGAGCACACCGAUCUCGUCCCGCCAAUGUUCGACGUUGCCGCGGCGCAUGAAUGGGGGACCGCCGGGAAGCAACUGUAAGCAGCCGGCACCGAUGCCACCGCGCCGUGAUCCAAAGACUACCCUAAGCGUAGGUCGAGCGCGGGCCAAAUCAAUGGUAGCCGGGCUGGAGGGCGGUGGUGAAAAGGGCGUAGACGACGAUGAGCUACUGAACGCGACCAAAUCUACUUCCGCGGAAUCGAUUCACCAGGUGCAGACACAACUGCUGCAAGCGCAACAGUGUCAUUCGGCCAUCGGGACCCCCACACAGACCGGGCCCGGUACGCCGGUGCAGCCGCGUACUGCUAGCAUCAAAUCCCGACCCACAUCCAGUCGAAUAACGGCCGCCGAACUGGAGGAAUUGUUCCAACGCCAGCAAGGAGCGGACGCAAACCGCUGCUCAAUGCUUAUGUCCAGCUCGCGGUUCCAAUCGACCGGAUUUGAUAGUGGUGCUGGCACACCACCGAUUUCACCGCAGAAGGGCCCGAUCGUGUAUGCGAGCGUCGCCGAAAUGAAGCGCAAAAAGUCAUCCAAAGCAGGCAUGGGUACGCUAAAGGGGCGACCGAUACCGAUACCACAGAUCGGUUCGGAUCUGAAGCGCACAUUCCACAGUACGCCCGACCUAGCUUCGAUGUCAUCGUCCAAUCAGCAUGGCGGCGCUGCGUCUUCACUGCUGUAUGGAAGCAGCUCCAGCGGCACCGGAUCGCAGCUGGCAAUCAACGCUAACGGCUGGUACAACACCGUUGGUCACAAGGGACACCGAUCUCAGGACGAUAUGCAUAGUCUACACAUGUCCCUGCAAAGACUGAACCUUCCCCCGCCAAACCAUCCGCCGCCACCGCCACCCGUCGGGCAGGUCGUAAAGGUGGAUGUUUCGCGAGGCUCCGAGUACGAGUGUCUUACCGCCUUGCGCAAACACAUAGCCCAGAAAGCCAAAGUUCAAUCUCAAGUACAGGAGUCCGAAGUGAUGUCCAGUUUCAAACCUGCCUCGAACGCGAAAUUGUACGCUUCUCCGCAGGACAUCCGCAACGUUGGUUAUCGAACGGUGAACGUGACCGGCGCUAGCCCGUCGCCAUCACUUACGGGCGCAACGACGACUGGACCAGCGGCAAGCAACGGUGCCUCAUCAUGCGGUGGUAGCAACGGCAGCAACACAAACCCGAACGUUGAGCUCUGCAAAACGGCCUCCCUUCGUUCAAACAGCAGUUCGACGAUCAGCGUUAAUUCUAGCAGCGUGACUGGUAGCGUUAAUAACGUUACAACGGUGACGAUCACUGGAAGCGCAAGUGGCAACGCAAUAGCUAGCAGCAAUAGCAAUGCUAGCAGCGCAUCAUCGAAUCAGUAUGCUCAACCGGGACGUCCCGGUUCCACAGACACGCAGCAGCAAGUGGCACAACCUCAAGCGCUGUAUAAAUCCCCACCUAACAAUGCUCCCCCACUUCCGGAACCUGAUUACAGUUUGAGUGAAUCCGAUCCGGAUGAGGACAAUUCCGUGCGCUUAGUGCGAACGCAUCUGAAAGCAAACGGUGAUUUGAAAGCAGCGCAAAACCCGGGAAUGGCAGCCGAAACAAGUGGCAACAGUAACACAAGUGGUAGCUCGACUGGCUCCAGCUCAAUGCCUCACUCAUUUUCGGUGGAAGAGAUUCAGAAAAUACGCACGAAGCUAAAAUCUUCCAAAUCCUACCCGAACGAUUUCUUGCGACAGCAGAACAGUCAGCAACCGCACCCGGGGGUCGAUCACGGUGCCUCCGGUGGUCCGCACGAGGAAGGUGACAAUUCAUCGUCCGGCGUGAGCAGCGAUCAGGAAGUAACGAUCACCUGUAACGAUACCAUGAAGCAACCCAAGCAGCCGCCAGCCUUCCCAAAACAGCAGGUGGUUGGUGCGACUGCCUUGAAAGCAAACGCCAUCACUUCCGCCAUCGGAACCGGCGCAUCUGGUUUGAAUGAACCAAAGAAGGUGACGCUACAGUUGGGAGGGUCUGCGGUGGUGAAUCCAAAGCUCAAACCGAGCAACAGUCUGCCGGAACGAAGAAGCGACGUGGAGGAUAAUGAGGACGGUGAACAGGACGGCACAGACAGUCCCAGUCCACCGGCGACGGGCUUUCAGCGACACAAUUCACUCACGCGGAAACAGGCGGCCACCAUAGCGGCAAACCGCGCCAAGGCAAAUCAACAAAAUCUACAGCAACGGCAUGCGGUAACGUUGGCCACACUACCGCCACCGAUAGAGGCCGCCGAUUCCGACGAAGCCGACUCGUGGCCACACACACUGCAGUCUGCCGGUGGCGACAGUGCCGCACAGUUGGUGGAAGGUGGCGGAAUGGUAGUGUUGGCACCGCCACCCGAGUUUAGCGAUUCCACCGUAAGCCACAGCGCACCGAUAUCGGCCAAUAACGGCGGUGUUAGCAUCAGCGUGCAAGGACACCAUUCCCACCAGCAUACGCAUCAGCACCAUCAGCAUCAGCACGUCCACCACCAUCAUCAGCAUGCGGGCAGCAGUGGAUCACUAGUGCUUGGUGGGCACAAUCCGAAUUGCAAGCGGGUCCGUAUCGUUGGCGCCGUUCCGAAGGUCAAUCGCAUGAACAGCCAGUAAACGGCAACAACACUUUUGGGCUGAGUCCAGGGUAAAGAAAACCCCUCUCACGUCAGGUAAUCAUCAUCAUCGGUCGUUUAUGUUUGUGCAAAUGUAAAAAGGAAACAUAAGUUUACUUAACAUUAGCAGCACUGCGGGAAUUAGGGCGGGCUUUUAAACGGUGGAUAAAUACGUCAAAAAUUUCUUUUAACUCAUUCCUUUUCCCUAAGCGAGCGGUCUCAUCUUUUAAGGGAAUGGUGUUGAGAUAAGUUUUUGUUUUUGUAUUAAUUCGUAUUUUAUUCGAUGUAUUCAAUCAAAAUCACUAUUGUUUCCUCUUUUUAAAAGAAAAAGGAAGAGGAUGGAAAACUCCAUACCCUUGUUCACACGGUUUUGUUCUUUCGAUUGAAGUUUUUAAGUGUCGACUGUCUAACGCACUCAUUAAUUACAUUAAUUAACCAAGUCAAGACCAUGCAGCUAGGCGUUAGGGGUAGGCGGGCACAGACCCCGGUUGCUGCUUAGCUAACGGAGCACGAUGACGCAUAUGUAAAUAAUGUCGCACCUUAAAAGCCACGGCUUACCGAUCGUGCACCGUAUAGGCGUGUGCUGUUUUCUUUCCUGUUUUAAGCAGCAGUAAGGUUAAAUUAAACGUUUAGGGAAAAACCAGUCAUUUCAUUAUAAGCGUGUGAAUCAUCAACCAUCGGCGGCCAUCAGUGAUGAUGGUUUAUCUUUUGUGUUUAGGCGAACACUCGAGGAACGAUUAGCGACAAGACAUUUAAGCCACCACAGUUUAAUAUCACAAUCCAAAGACAUUUUGUCUCCUUGUGAUAGUUACACACAAAAAACAGCAACAACAUUAACUACAUUCAUCAACAGUAAUGGAAAUAAUGUUGUCAUUGUGUACAAUAUUUGACAAACAAUUUUUUGUUUAAAGUCUCAGAUUAAAUUGCGCAUCUGGCAUUUAAGAUUUUUGUGCAACCAGUUCUGAACAUCAUAUUACAGUACGGCAAAACAAAUAGAACCUGUUUUAAUGAAUCGUAACGGUACGUAACGGUUAAGCGUUAGCUGAUAUUAAGAAAUGCUUGUGUAGGGCAGAAUGCACAGACAGAGAUGAUAAGCCUAGGCUAAAUAGAGGUAAGCUAAGAUUUGUCUACAGGAAACGCGGCUAAUUUACGGCAGUCGCCCAAAUUAGUAAUGUGGCAUGAUCGUAGGUAAAGGGGAAGUUAACACACAGCCAGAGAAGCAGCACCGUAUCGCGUGUGCUGUAUUUUUGUUUUCGAUUUUGCUCACUGGCAGCAGCACUUCACAUGAGCAUGAUGAGUAUUUACGGGAAAAGGCCCCGAAGGACACGAUGCAGUUGAAUUCGUAUUGAGACAAAUCUCAUCACAUUAGGGUUUGCACAUGCUUCACUGAAACGCAUUUUGAUGUUCUGAUGCUCGCUCUCUCUCACACGUAAUUCUCGUCCCAUGGAUUCACGUUUAAUCAACUCGAAUGAGCGAUCAUGAACCCACGUGAAGUCCCGGGCAGAGAGAAACUAAACCCCAUCCGUCAUCAUUCGGGUUAGCUUCUAGCAAAUAUAAACACUGAGGGUUUGCUAUUACAACAAAACAACUAACACAAAGCAUAAAAGAAGAAACAAGUAUCCGCGCACAUCAAUAUGGCCAAAUGCAUACUGAAGCAGUUGAGCAGUAAAUUAGUGGAAGUUUGGAAUGAAGCGAGUCACUUGUUGCAAAAAUGAUGAAACAAUGUUUAGGUAAAAAAACGUCCAACAAGCAAGCGAUAAAGCAUAUUUCUUUUCUUUUUAAAAUCAGGAUCCAUUUUAUCACGAACGAACCAAAUCGAACGUAUUUAUAUAGCACGGGUGGGAAAGAGGUGUACUCGGAUGGGGGCGAGUGUGCAUACUAGAAAUAAUCGUCGUCCCAUAGUUUUGAUCCAUCACUCACAACAAACGCCUGCGCGCCAUUCGCGCCACCGGAAAACCGUCGGGCAACAGCCUAACGCCAUCACAAAUGCGCGAUAGAAAAUCACCAUCGACAUUCACACGGAGUCUGUUCAGAAUUUUAUCCCGCGCACGUGGACAGCCACCAGAGCAUACUACACACUGCAUCACAGACCCCACACACAAACGCAACAACGGUGAUGUAACGCAGUAGUUGAAAUCGAAUAGCAAUAGCAACGAAAAUAUGCAUAGACACAAAUUCUUAUGGUAAACGAAUGCUCGCGAGCAGCGAAUUCCGUCGUAGUAAAUGUUCGCCAGGAGAAACAAAAUCGCAUUAAUGUGUUUACAAUGAGGGAACAUUUUUAAACACGUGCAUUUGUCGCAAUUCGUAUAGUGAAACAAGCAUCAUCGUAAACACUUUUCGAUCCCGGUUGAGAAUUGAAAAUCGAAUGUAAUGUUCAGGGAUCAAGUAUAUACGCGUUAAUAGUUCGGAUAGCUCCAAACAACACAGCUCCAUAAUCAACAACCAACACAGCAUUUUCGCCUGGUAGAAAGAAAAAAAAAAUUUACAAACAGCGUUUACUACCACUCGCUCUCAGAUCCAACCAACCCAAAUUCGGGGAUGUGCACACACAAAUAUUGAACCGUGUGACUACACAUGACUCCAGCAGAUUCCUUGCAACCCUCGACAAAGUAACAAAAUGCCCCAAAACACAAAUCACCUUCACACUCGUCAACAUACACACAUACUUAAGAAGGAAUAUGUCAAUCAACUAUUGAAUAUUCUCUACCCCACAUUAGUAUGAUAUUGAAAUAAAAAAAUAUUGAUACAUAAUA